This is a messenger RNA of Medicago truncatula (barrel medic), 1592 nucleotides long. RefSeq names its product F-actin-capping protein subunit alpha. Bases 93 to 1010 code for a protein of 305 amino acids. The transcript is spliced from 10 exons. Gene Ontology annotation, molecular function: actin filament binding. NCBI's taxonomy places the organism in Eukaryota, Viridiplantae, Streptophyta, Magnoliopsida, Fabales, Fabaceae. The record is from RefSeq and is a predicted model, not a curated record. Gene Ontology annotation, biological process: barbed-end actin filament capping; actin cytoskeleton organization. Gene Ontology annotation, cellular component: F-actin capping protein complex; cortical cytoskeleton.
CAGAUCUUCAUUCUCCCGUUCAUAACUGAUUUCCAUAAAAAAAAGAAUUAAAAAGAAAGAAAUCCCGUGUAGUUUUGUGAGUGAGUGAGAUAAUGGCAGAAGAAGAAGAAGAAUCAGAGCUUAGCGAGAAGCAGAAAGUUGAAAUCGCGAAGUGGUUCCUUCUCAAUUCUCCUCCUGGUGAAAUUCAAUACGUUGCAAAAGAUGUGAAAUCCAUUCUCAACGAUGAUGGUUCGUUCAACGAAGCUGCUUCCGAAGCAUUUCCAAUUUACAACAAAUCACACUUCAUUGUUCUUUCAAUGCCUGACCGAAGCGGAGAUGUACUGGUUACUUCAUAUGGCGAGCUUGAGGACAAUGCAUACCUUGAUCCUAGAACUGCUCAAGUAGCAAUAGUUGACCAUGUUAAACAAGUCUGUACAGAGGUGAGACCUGCACUGGAUGAAGAACUUCCAUCUGCAUACAUUGAAGAAUUUCGAUUUAGCCUGGAUGCUGAAAUACUUAAAUAUGUUGAAGAAGUUUAUCCAAAAGGUGUCUGCUCUGUCUACUGUGUAAAUGGGAAGGAUACAGAGGGCCCAGGUUCUGAUUUUGAGCUUGCUGUUGUGAUUUCUGCUGCUAGGCAUAGCCCACAAAAUUUCUGCAAUGGGAGUUGGUGCUCAAUUUGGAAUAUUGAUUUCAAAGACGACCAACAAACAGUAGAAGUAAAAGGGAAAUUGCAGGUCGGUGCUCAUUAUUUUGAGGAAGGAAAUGUGCAGUUAGAUGCAAAACAUGAAUGCAAAGAUGCAACUCUUUUUCAGGCCCCUGAUGAUUGUGCGAUUGCCAUAUCAAGCAUUAUUCGUCACCAUGAAACAGAGUACCUUGCUUCUCUUGAGGCUUCAUAUCUAAACCUUCCCGAUUCUACUUUCAAGGAUCUUCGGAGAAAGCUUCCAGUCACCCGCACCUUAUUUCCAUGGCAUAACACUUUGCAAUUUAGCUUGUCAAGAGACAUCUCAAAAGAACUUGGCAUUGGAAAGUAAAUACACACAUACACAACAGAUAAAAGUUGUGUUUGGUCGAACAUGGAGACAAGUUCCCUAUAUAUUCAGUUAUUCACCAUCUGUAAUUGUUCAAGUCAAUGAUCAAUCAUUCUUAGGGUUACUUUAUUUCCCUUCAUUUGCUUUCUGUAGCGCACUCCUUUGUCUGUCCCUUCUGCCGGUGUACUGUACUGUAAUUCUUUUUUGACAUUAUUUGUAUAGCAGUAAAGAGAUACGUGUGUUUUAAGCCAUUGUCCUAAAAAGUUUGGGGACUACAGUUAAAAGUUAAAAAUGCAGCAAGAAAGAUGGUUUUUCAGAAGAAAAUCUAGAGGUGGUUUGACACUGCUGGUUUUGAGAGGGAGAGGCCGACAAUCACCAUGAUAUUGUGGAGAGCAAAUAUAUAUUCACCAAGCUAUUUGAACAAGUGUGGAAUGCUUGUCAAUUGUCGUUGAGGAUGAUGACAAUGAAGGCAACACCUCUAUUGUCGUUUAUUUGGUGUGGUCGAUGUGAUGCUUAUGGUUAUUGCUCUUGCAAUCCUUGAUAAGCUUUGUUUAUACAUAAAUACAAGCACAUAAAAACUUAGAA